UUUUCAUUAUAAUAUAAUGAAAAAUAAAUAUGAUAAAAAUAUAUCAUUGAUUUAUACUGACACAGAUUCAUUACUAUACCGCAUAAAAACAAAUGAUUUUUUCAAUGAUUUAAAAUAUGAUUUACUAAAACAUUUCGACACCUCCAAUUAUCCGCAUAAUCAUUCUUGUUUCAAUUCUAAUAAUGAAAGCAUACCUGGUUAUUUCAAAGAUGAAUUAAAAAGUGAAAUAAUGACCGAAUUUGUAUCGUUGCGCUCUAGAUUGUAUGCUUACACAGUGAACGGUGUUGAAUAUAAAAGAGCGAAAGGUGUUAAAAAAUAUAUUGUGAAAAAACAGAUGUCUUUUGACAAUUAUAAAAAUAUUUUAUAUUCAUUUAUAAAUCAAAACGAAAAUAAUACUGUAGGAGGUGAUAGUAGUAAGAUAAUAGAGAAUCGUAACAUUAAUUUAAUACAAUCAACCAAACAUCAAGUGUAUUCAAAAUCUGUAAGUAAAGUCGUUUUAAGUGCAAAUGACGACAAAAGAGUUAUAUUAAAAGGAG
Messenger RNA from Sipha flava (yellow sugarcane aphid), 536 nucleotides. RefSeq lists its product as uncharacterized. Lineage: Eukaryota; Metazoa; Arthropoda; Insecta; Hemiptera; Aphididae. The record is from RefSeq and is a predicted model, not a curated record.